Messenger RNA from Danaus plexippus (monarch butterfly), 1051 nucleotides. Its product is annotated as lipase member I-like. The record is from RefSeq and is a predicted model, not a curated record. The transcript has 6 exons. NCBI's taxonomy places the organism in Eukaryota, Metazoa, Arthropoda, Insecta, Lepidoptera, Nymphalidae. Gene Ontology annotation, molecular function: lipase activity. The coding region runs from base 54 to 938 and encodes 294 amino acids.
UAAUUAAAACAAAAAUCAGAUUUGCUACAGAGAGUACACAAUAAGUUUUCAAUAUGUUUAGAUAUUUAUUAAUAUUAUCCGUCGCUGUAAUAGUCAGCAAUGGAUCUCCAGCAACAAAGCAAGGCAACUUUAACACAUAUUUUGCAUACACAAGGAAAAAUUUAAAUAGACCGAUCGAACUUAAAGCUGGCGAAAUCAACGAGGAAGCGGUCGUGGAUCUGACUCUCAAUAAGACUACUGUUGUCAUAAUUCACGGACACAGAGGCUCGGUAUCUACGACAUUAAACCCCACAGUAAAAAAUGCUUUCCUAAGAAGUGAAGAUUUGGAUGUGAUCGUAGUCGACUGGUCAGUAUACGCCAGUCAAAGCUACAGUAACGCCGUCAAUGCGGUGCCAAGUGUUGGAGAAAAUUUAGCGGGUCUUAUAAAUGAGUUAGUGAGAAACGGAGUUGUGGAACUUAGCACUUUACAUAUGGUGGGAUUCGACCUCGGAGCACACGUUGCUGGUUUUGCAGGAAGACUGUUGGACGGACAAGUAGCAAGAAUAACCGGCUUAAACCCAUCGAGGGGCCAAUGGGGAGAAAAUUCCCAAAGAUUGAGCAGCUCAGACGCUGUAUAUGUUGAAGUUAUUCACACCGACGGUAUCGGCCUUGUAGCCUAUGGAGUUGGAGAUGCCAUCGGUGAUGUGGAUUUCUACGUAAAUGGCGGUACUAACCAGCCAGGGUGUCUACUAAAUAAUUUCUGCGGUCACAACCGCGCCUGGGAAGUAUUCGCAGCGUCACUCAGUAACACUAAGCUGAUAGGCAAUGAGUGUAACACGUGGCUCCAAGUAACACUAAAUACAUGUAGAGGACCCACAAUUGAGAUGGGAGGAAAUGAUCUGUUUAAAUACGCAUCUGGAAUGUAUCGCGUGAACACAGGAAGAAGAUUUCCUUUCUAGAAUAUAAUUCGUAGAGGUCUCAUCGAAACAAAUGUUAAUUGAAAAUUAUUUUUUAUAAAAUUAUAUUAUUUUUAAUAAAAAACAAUAAAUAUGUGUUAUUUAACAACUAUAUA